AUGACUCUUUAUCAGUAGUUGUAAAGUGACAGACCGUGAGUGACGGAACCGUGUACCGAAGUAUUUUUUGACUCGUGCGAGUACCAAUAACUUACUUGGUGUGUAUUAUUAUUUUCCACAAUAACUUAUCAUAGGUGGUUGUUAUCGUGAUAUUUUGCGUGAAAACAAACGAAUUCGGUUUUUUUCCCAGUGACAGUGGAAUGCGAUGAACCUCGGGAACAGAACGUUGUAUACCAACACAGGUAAACAACGAAAACGCUGUUGAAUUGGAUAGAAUUAAUUUCAUGACAUUAUUCACCGUUGGUCACGAUGAGCGUGCAGAAUCUUAGAAAUAAAUUCAGCCAGAACAAUGGGUCGGUACCUUACAAACCGCCCGGACUUAGCUACGCCAAACCGUCGGCUCAGACGUUGAACAACAACAACAAUAACAUUAUGAACGGUCAGCACAACGGCUUCGGCCGGUUCAAGACCAUUCGCGAGGAGCCGGACAUAGAAAACAGACCGGCGAUCAAGAACAACAGUUUCCUGCAAAACUAUUUAGCCGGCGAGACGACCAAGAGCAACCCCCCCACGAACAUGGUCAACGGCAUGACCAACAUACCCGUUGUGUCGAGAUACGUUUCCAAACCGUCGACCGAGUCGUUUCCCAAGUUGCCGGCCAAAUCGCCAGUUUUAGAAAGUAAUUCGACGUCAUCCACGAGUUGCCUUGCGGCGCCGCUAAAAGACUAUAACAACGACUUUAAGCUUUUGGCCAACAAGUCUCCGCCACCUUCCAUACCCGCCGACGGCGGCAAACACACCAUCUCGAAUUUGACUUCCAAGUACAUCAUAAAACCUCCGCCUCCGCCUAUACCGACGGACGUGAUGUCCAAGUACGGAAUCAAAUCGCCGCCGCCCGCGAAAACGGACUUCUCUCCCAAGUCGAAUGGCGUAGGACACCUCGCGUCGCCCGGUAACGAUGACAGAUGGAAAGCCAAGUACGAAGAAACCGAAGCCAAACGAAAGAACCUCUUGACGCAGUCCCAAAAACUUUUGAGAGAAAAAUCAGACGGGGAACGGCAAAUAGCCAAAAUCAGUACGGAGCUCGAAUCCACCAAGAACGAACUAACGCAGAGAACGGCACAGCUCGACCAACUAAGGAAACUGUCCGAGGGUGUGUACAAGGAGUACGAUCAAUUAAAACAACAGUACGAAAUCGAAACGGGCCAGCUUAACAAGGCAAUAGAACGAGCUUCGCAGUGGUAUAAACAAAACCGAGAACUGAAGAGAAGGAGUUCGGCUCUUAUGCAAAAAGUCAUGUCGGUAGCACCUGCCACGUUGGAAGAUCUGGAAGAUGACACUGACGGCAAUGACGACACAGAAUUCGAAGAACUCCGAAAGACCGUCAAAGAGCUUACCCAAGAAGUUUCCCGUCUACAAGCUGAGCUAAACAAAAUCAAACUUCAAGAGUUCGAAGCUCAAGAGCAAACGGUGGACUUGACUUCCGAGCUGGAAGAAGAACGGAGGGCGAGGAAACGCGCCGAACAAGAACUCAAGGAGCUUAGCAUGAAGCACAACAACUUGGAGAGCGUGAGCCGCAAAGUCGUGGAGGAGACCACGGAUUUGCACGAGAGAUACAAGCGAGAGAAAGAACAAGGAGUGAAAAUCAGAAACGACGCCAACAAGGUCAAGUCCGAAAGAGACGUGCUUGCCCGUCAAAGUCAACUGCUCAUGAUGGACGCGGCAUCCGAUGAAAAAAUAAUGAAACUGCUAUUCGAGGUGGAGCAAUUACAGAGGACUCUGAGCCAAGAGCGGCAAGAUCACAAUGAGCAGUUACGUGAGCUACAAGAAAAACUGGAGUGCCAAACGGAAUCCGAACAGAUAGAACUCUACGAAGAGAAACUGAAGCUGACCGAAGCCGAAUUGAUGUGCUCGCAGCAGAGAGCCGAAAUCGCUGAAUCUCAGAUCGCAGACCUGAGAAAGAAACUAGAAUGCGCCAAACCUGCGGUCGCUGCGCCUCCUUGUGCACCACCUCCACCGCCUCCGCCCCCAAUGUUCUUGCCACCCGUGCCGCCCCCGCCACCAAUGGCACUGACGUCCAACAGCCUGCAGACCAUCAAGUUGAAAACCGCCAGCACGUUGAACCACACCAACAACAGCGGCGGCGGCGGCGACUCCGAUGCCAUCCAGGAGAUGAGCAAUUACCUAGGCUUGCCGAUAACGCCCAAGCCGGCGCAAGUGCAGUCGGGAGCGAUAGAUGCAAUUGUAAAUCAGAUUAAAGGAGGGCGGUUCACUCUGAAAGCCACCGACAAAGAAGUGAAGACUGCGGUAAGGAAGCAAGAACCUCCGGUGGUCAACGAAAUGAUGAACGUGCUCGGGACAUUACGGCGGAACCCUAAGAGAAGGGACAGCUUUAAAACCGCCCCGGCCGACGUAGCGUUGUGAACAAAAUAUCGCAUGUAUUAUAUAAUUAUCACUAAUUAGGAUUAAGAACAGAAAAAACAAUUUUAAUCCCCGAACUGUGGGAAGUACAGCGUUUAGCGGACCAAUAUAGUUUAUGACAAACAUUUUAUUUAUUUUUGUCUUAUAAUUGUACUGAUUUAAUAAUAUUAUUAAUGAUAUAUUAUGUAUGUAUAAUUUUUAUAGAUUGUUUUAUAUUGAGAGCCAACAAAUUUGAAUUUCAUGUGAUUUAAAUCCAUAUUGUAUUAACAAAUAAUAUUUGCUUUGAAAAUGAAGCGUUACUGGUGCCUUUAUUUAAGUUUGUACUUGAUAUAUUAUAUUAUUUAGUAUUAGGAAGUUCUUUAUAUUUUUUUUUUUUUUUUUUUAAUAUUUGUAAAAUUUAAUUUAUGUUUUCUUGAACACGUUUACCUAAUUUGUAUUUGAUAGUAUAGUUCAUGUAUAUAUAUUUUUAUCACGGUGAUUUGACAAAGAUCACUGCGAUAUAUUUUGUAUACUGAUGAGACAAACGAUAUAUUUUAAUGAUUAAACAUAAAAACCGAUAGUCUAUUUUUGAUAACUAUAGUUUAUAAUAAUAGUGAUUAUAGUUGAUGAAAUCCAUACAUAUUUAUUUACCAACAAUAAAAGACAUUUG
Molecule: messenger RNA, 3070 nt
Organism: Adelges cooleyi (spruce gall adelgid)
Lineage: Eukaryota; Metazoa; Arthropoda; Insecta; Hemiptera; Adelgidae
Product: shootin-1-like
Exons: 12
Coding region: 310-2424 (704 amino acids)
Source: RefSeq, a predicted model, not a curated record